UAAUGCAUGGAAGUGAACGUGAGGUCUUUCUUUAAAACUGGUAAAAUCGCAAUAUAACCUAUACUUUAGGUGCGACGUGACCCUAACAAGAUUUAUGAUAAUUAAUAAUAACAGAAAGACAGUAAAUUCAUUAAAAAAGUAAUAACUGAUAUCAGCCCUAGAUAGGAAUUGUUAUAUCUCACAACAAGAUGAACUGCAUAUACAUUGUACUUUUUAGCCUCAACUUAUAUUUUAACAUUAGACGAUUUUGGACACGAUACUGGAUUUACAGAGCAACCCUUUAAAAAUCGAAAAAAGGAACAUGAUUGCCUUACAUAAUCGUGGACGUUCAGGUGGUAAAAUACGCCAAGCCAAUGUUCCGAAAAACAGACAACCAAAUCCAUAUUUGAGAAAGAAAUCAAAAGAUGCAUCUAGCAAACGAAAAAUGCGAAGUCAUUCACCAAAUAAAUACUUGCCUGCUAGGUCAUUGAAUGAUCUUCUUAACCAUAUAUCAUUAGCUAUUGACAAAAAUGAGUUAAAGACUUUAAAACUGAUCCUAACAGGUCCCGAAAAAAUCAGCGGAAAGCUUUUCGAGGAAUACGAUACGUGUCGUGAUCUGUUUACAAAACUCAGACAAAAUGGGCAUAUUUCGGAGAAUGAUGUUUCGAUUUUGUUUAGAAUUCUCUUUAUUUUGGGAAGAAAAGAUCUACAAUGUGACGCAGAACAGUACACUGUAGAUAAAGCUGUCCCUUAUGCCUAUAGUAUAAUGUUACCAUUUCCAUAUUUGUCUGACCAGCAACGACUUAAUGCGAUAUGGAAAAGAACGGGUAAAAAGGGAAAAAUCUAUGAAGAAUGUGAGAAGAUAUGCAAACUUAUUGAAAGUAUAUCUAACUCAAUUUUGCACGUUUGGCCGGCAUACGACACAAAGGCAAAUGAUGAUAUCGUGUUUGUUGUUCUGACUAAAAGCAUUGAGGACAAAUUGCACGUUGAAGAGAAACUUGGAAAUAUUGGCUAUAAUAUCUUUGUGAAAAAUAUUGAUUCAACCGGAAAAGAAUCGGAAGCAGUUUUGCAAAAAUUGAACAAGCUAAAAAAAAAACCACAACCACUCACUUACUCUCAAAAAGAGGAUAUUAAAGUUGCUAUCAGAAAGAACUCUGACCGACUUCUGCAAAAUCAUCAAUAUCUAUCUGCUAUUUCAGGAAGUAAUGUUAGGUCUAAAAACUUCAUGUUAAAACAAUCAGAGUAUCGCGUCCCCUUCCAGCCAUGUAUCGUGUUAUAUGUUAUUGCAAAAGGUAAAAUUCCAUUGCACGAAAGUAAAUUUGAAAAUCAUAUAGAUGGUAUUCCAGUGGAUGUCAGAGAGGGAAUAUUUGAAACAACGACUUUGCCAUUUGAAAAAUAUACCAGACCUGUACAAAUGGGCUGUCAAAUUACUUCAAAUGACACAUCUCCCUCAUAUGGAACAUUGGGCGGGUUCUAUUACCAUAGUGACUUUGGACUUUGUGGUAUCACAUGUGCUCAUGUUGUGUUAAAUUGGGAUAAUAUGAAUAAACUAAAAGGAGAAAAACAAGUCUUGAGUUCGGCUUCACCCAUGGUUUUUCAGCCGGACACAACAAGACCGAGGCAUCAACUUGGCCCUGUGAAAGAAGUAGUUUACAGAGAAGGGAAUGAGAAAUCAAGUGGCAUAGAUAUGGCUAUUUUCAAAUUAGAAGACAAUGCUCCCGAAUCGGGUCGUUUUCCAGGUUCAGAGAUUUGCUUCGAAACUGGACGAACGCUUGGAACAUCUGGCCUUAGAUACAAUACUCAGGUAUUGAAAUACGGACGAACAACUGGACUCACAAGAGGAUAUAUUGAGUUUGAAGAAACCACUGUCCGACUUUGCAAGUUUCAAUGCCAAUAUACAAUUAAGAACGAUGAACAUCCGUAUUUACUGAAAAAGCAGAUAGAAAUCAGACCUGAUAUUUCAGAAAGUCCACAAUUUAAAUUGUUCAAUGAUGGUGGUGAUUCGGGAGCUUUUGUUUUUGCUAAGGACUCCGACGAUCAGUUAGCGUGUAUCGGAAUGUGUGUUGGAAAACUUAAUUCAAAUGGUAUUGUAAUUCCAAUAUCUGUUAUUAAAGAGGAAUUUGGUAUAUCACAGUUCUGUGACUUUCAAACGAAACACUUAAGUGAACAAAUACAGGAAAUAAACAAGGAAAUGAAGAUGAUGAAUGGGAAACUAGACAGGCUUCUUUCAAGAAAAUAAAAAGUAAAUAAAUAGUUAAAGUAAUUUUUUGAAACACAUAUAUAAUAUGGAUAUCUUAAGAAACUCUAAAAAAAAUGUCAACACGAUGGGAUGGAAGUCUGGAAGUCCGAUAGUUCUUUUAUUAAUUUUACUAAUAUGCACACGCAACAAAAGCUGAAGGAACUCUCUGCAAAAAAGGGAGAUCUAAAACUAAAGACUACUCUUUGUAUGUUAAAUAGUCUUAUGAAUAAUUGCUGUGAAUAAUUAAAAAGAGCAAAGACAGUACGUAUAGUAUUGUUUGAAUUAAAAACGUUAUACAUGAUUUUAUUGCGCAGCACGUUUUAUGUUACAUUUUGUUUUGUAUAAGAAGACAAUGUUACGUAGAAUUGACGAUCGAUGAAAUGCGCAAAUUAAUGGCAUUGAGGGCUUUUUUACAAGACGUUUUAUAAUUUCAUAAAGCUAUUGUUUACACUGUAUAACAAUUUAACGUGUUAAACUAAGCAACCCAAACUAGUCUUGUAAGUCUUUUCUAUCGAUGUAAGUCUAAAACGUCUAUUCCGUUUUGUUUGUAAGGUAGACCAACCCUAAUGACUUCGCCAAAGUUUGUUCGAUUACAAUUUUACUUGUUCAAAUGCGGCUACGUCCGGAAAUCUCGGGUUCAUGUAACACACAUUUUAUUUUUAAAUUUAAUAAAAUCUGUUUGUUUAUAAAUAUUACUUACUUGACAAUAAAUAAAUUAUUAUUAGCGUAUUGAAUUUAAAAUAAUAAUAAUAAAAAUACCAGAAAUGUACCUUUCCGGUAAGCGGAUAUCCUGAGAGUCUUUGUUUUACGCGUCAUGAAUUGACGCUUUUCUUGUAAUCGGAAAAAAAUCUGGAAAAAAUGUUAUAAGCGAUCAUGAUUGUGAAAUACAUGACCAGACGUCGAAAACACACACAGAAAACAACUUAAUUGGCGAGAUGGUAGGCGUCUGGUAGAAUUUGACGUGUUACUAACCAAUCCUCAGAAAGGUCUUAAUGGUUACCUUUAUGUUAAGUGUCAAAAACCCUGUCUGUAGAUAUGUUAACUCACGGUGCGUAAUUGUCUCGGGCUGAUUUGGGAUAUUUCCACGUCCCUGAACUGAUUUGGAUUUAUGGCACCGGAUUGAUUAAGAUAAAAUGGAUUUUUAGCUUGGCGAGGUAAGAAUAUAUAUAUACAUACGGUUUGUUAACGUUCUUUUAUCAACUAGGAAUCGAAAAACAAAUUUCACAUGUCAGAAAAGUAGUAGAAAGCACUAGCCAAAAAUU
Messenger RNA from Ruditapes philippinarum (Manila clam), 3480 nucleotides. RefSeq lists its product as uncharacterized. NCBI's taxonomy places the organism in Eukaryota, Metazoa, Mollusca, Bivalvia, Venerida, Veneridae. The record is from RefSeq and is a predicted model, not a curated record. Gene Ontology annotation, molecular function: protein binding. The transcript is spliced from 4 exons. The coding region runs from base 302 to 2218 and encodes 638 amino acids. Gene Ontology annotation, biological process: regulation of apoptotic process.